GAACAGGUUAUACUUACUGUUUUUGUUACAGAUCAUUAUAGUACUAACUGUUACUAGCAACUACUUCUGUUGAGCUAGAGCUUGAGAGAGCAGUGGUGCCUUGUAACCUCCGCGCGACUACGAUUUGACAAGAACAGUAUUAAGUUUUCGUACAUCACAUAUAAAUUACCUCCAUGCAUGAGAAUCACUCAGUUGAAGAUGGUUCAUUCUUUUCGUACUGGUCCUGGUGCGGCACUGACUUCAACUUACGCGGUUGCGGAUUCCAAGCGCAUUUUCGCGACGAAAAUAUGCAAGCGAUUUUUUGCGGAUCUUCGCAUGGAAGAAACCUCGAAGGCUACACACCCUUCAGCUCACUUCGUCCACACGAGAGCAAAAAAUGCAUACGGAAGUGAGAUAUGGCGGCCUGGGGACGGGGGGACAAGCACGCUGAAGAACCGUGACAGUGGUGAGACCCACUCCGUUUCUUCUGGAUCAACAAGCUCGAAAUUGUCACUCUCACUGGCUGUGAAACCAGAUUUGUCAAGCUCUACUACAACAAUUGUGCCCCGGGAGCAGCCAGCCAGCACCAGACAAGAAGAGGCUGAGCCUGAUGAAGAUGGAGGCGAAACAAAGACCCGCCCGCGUGCACCAGAUGAAAAAUACCUGUCUUGUUCCACGACCAAGAAGAAGAAAAGACCUGCUCCAGUGAAAUCACGAGCAGGCAUGCUAAUUGCUUCUCUUUACAAAGACGCCUCGACAAUGGAUGAGCUGCAUUGGUCGUUCGCGCUGGAGAAGGCUUUGAGAGUGUUACCACAAGCCAACGCCAUAGAUUAAGGCUCAAGAACUUUCAUUGGUCACCAUUUAGAUUGAAGGCUUUGAGAGUGUUACCACAAGCCAACGCCAUAGAUUAAGGCUUUGAGAGUGUUACCACAAGCCGCUCAAGAACUUUCAUUGGUCACCAUUUAGAUUGGAGACUUUCUCAACGACUAGAAGAUCAGGGACUUCGACGGACAGCUCGUUUACUUUCAUUUCAUUGGUCAUUUAGAUUGGAGUCACUGAUAUCGAAGGCGCGACCCCUUUGGAGAACAGGGGAAAAUGUUGAAGGGAAAACAAGUAGAGAGAUGUGGGGCCCCUCCCGUUCAGAGUCAGUGACCAAUGACUGCUGACCUUUAAAUAGAGAUAUCGCAAUUACUGGGGAUUCUAGCCAAGCACGGAAAGCGAGACUCUCAAGUCAUGUUUCAGGCUUGGGAACGAUUUGCGCAAAUUGCAAAUCAAGGAACCGGAGAGGGGGCGGGAGAAGAAGAUGAAAUCGAUGAUAAAGCUCUCCUUAGUGAUUGGCAAUGGAGUGACGAAGGUGUGGCAAGUCCUCUUUUAGGUAGUCGCGAUCAGUCCGGGACAUCAAGCGAACAAGAGACGUCGAUAUCAAGCUUCACAUACGCCAUCAUCCUAGAUUCCUUCCGGAAGUUGGACUUGCCCAAUGUCCAAGCUUGUAAGCUGGCACAGGAGAGACUACUUGAAAACGAGGACAGGAGCGCACCAUCUUCUGAAAAAGCUUCCCAUCCAGUUCUAGUCAAAAGUCUGAAAAAGUAUGAAGAAUUUUUGGAAGCAAAAGGUGUGAACCUUCUGGGUCGUUUCUGAUAAGCCCGAACUCCAAGAAGACAGCGCACAGUUGACUUUCGAAAAGAAAUCGUAAUUUUUGAAGAAAGUGAUGCUUU
Amoebophrya sp. A25 is the source of this 1694-nucleotide messenger RNA. NCBI's taxonomy places the organism in Eukaryota, Dinophyceae, Syndiniales, Amoebophryaceae. The record is from the annotation of a GenBank genome assembly.